GGAAGGGAAAAGCUCAUGAAUCAAGAGUGAAUCUCUUCUCCACCAAUCUUUUUUCCCCCUUCUUAAAGUUAGCUCUCUCCCUUCACAAGUUCCGUAAGUUAUCCGGAGAAGUGCGGGGUCGGGACAGGUAGGGACGCGUUAAUUACACCUAAAUCUGAAGUUGGCAGUCGAACGUUAUCACUUUGGUGGGAAGACUCGCGAAACUCCCUUGCAGGCUGCUGGGCGUUUUACCGCUGCCGCUGUGCAUUUUCAGCUCCCUUCUUUACGCUGCUGCUUCGCGUUGCUCUGUGACGCCUAAAUCUACCCGGUUACUGCCAUAAGUGCCCGAAUCAGGACGAAUUCCACGAGAUUCACCAGCGGUUUUGUUCCUGUCCAAGGUCGCGCCUCGGAUCCUGCGCGAGGCGCCAACAAAAGAGGCGAGGAGGUACCACCCGGGGGCGGCUGCUGGAAGAGGCGCGGAGGAAGAGCGCAGCGCUGAGCGUCCCGACCCGCCGUGCGUACUUUCUGGAGGGAAGGGGCGGGGGACUCGGCCCCGGGAGGGGGACGCCCGGCGGCGAGGGGGUUAGCCAAGUUCCUGCAGCAGCGGCGGCGGCAGCGGCCCUCCUCAGCUUCCACAAGACCAAAGUUUUCUCCAGACGCUUCCGGCCGGCCCGCGCCCUCCGGGCCCAACCUCCCGAACCUUCGGAGCGGGCAGCGUCCCAGCCCAGCUCCGGGGAGACCCGAGCCGCGAUGCCUGGGGGGUGCUCCCGGGGCCCCGCCGCCGGGGACGGGAGGCUGCGGCUGGCACGGCUGGCGCUGGUCCUCCUGGGCUGGGUCUCGUCGUCCUCCCUCCCCUCCUCUGCGUCCUCGUCUACCUCCUCGGCGUUCCCGGUCUCCGCGGCGUCCGCCCAGCCCCAGCUGUCGGGCCGAUGCCCCCCGGCGUGCGAGUGCUCCGAGGCGGCGCGCACCGUCAAGUGCGUUAACCGCAACCUGACCGAGGUGCCCGCGGACCUGCCCCCCUACGUGCGCAACCUCUUCCUCACCGGCAAUCAGCUGGCGGUGCUCCCCGCCGGGGCCUUCGCCCGCCGGCCGCCGCUGGCCGAGCUGGCCGCGCUCAACCUCAGCGGCAGCCACCUGGAGGAGGUGCGCGCCGGCGCCUUCGCGCAUCUGCCCAGCCUGCGCCAGCUCGACCUCAGCCACAACCCGCUGGCCGACCUCAGCCCCUUCGCCUUCUCGGGCGGCAACGCCAGCGUCGCGGCCCCCAGCCCCCUGGUGGAACUGAUCCUGAACCGCAUCGUGCCCCCUGCGGCCGAGCGGCAGAACCGGAGCUUUGAGGGUGUGGUGGCAGCGGCCCUGCGAGCAGGCCACGCGCUGCGCGGGCUCCGCCGCCUGGAGCUGGUCAGCAACCGCCUCCUCUACCUGCCCCGCGACGUCCUGGCCCAGCUGCCCGGCCUCAGGCACCUGGACCUGCGCAACAACUCGCUGGUGAGCCUGACCUAUGUGUCCUUCCGCAACCUGACACACCUCGAAAGCCUCCACCUGGAGAACAACGCCCUCAAGGUCCUGCACAACGGCACCCUGGCAGAGCUGCAAAGCCUGCCUCACGUCAGAGUCUUCCUGGACGACAAUCCCUGGGUCUGUGACUGCCACAUGGCGGACAUGGUGGCCUGGCUCAAGGAGACAGAGGUAGUGCAGGGCAAAGCCAGGCUCACCUGUGCAUUCCCGGAAAAAAUGAGGAAUCGGGUCCUCUUGGAACUCAACAGCUCCGACCUGGACUGUGACCCUAUCCUUCCUCCAUCCCUGCAGACGUCUUAUGUCUUCCUGGGUAUUGUUUUAGCCCUGAUAGGCGCCAUUUUCCUACUGGUUUUGUAUUUGAAUCGCAAAGGGAUAAAAAAGUGGAUGCAUAACAUCAGAGAUGCCUGCAGGGAUCACAUGGAAGGGUAUCAUUACAGAUAUGAAAUCAAUGCGGACCCCAGGUUAACAAACCUCAGUUCUAAUUCGGAUGUCUGAGAACCGCACGAGGACAGAACAAGGACAGCUAUGCAUGAGAUGUAGACUUCAGCUUGUGUCCUGUCCUAGGCUUGCUGCACCACCACCCUCCACUGUAGCUGCCACUGACCUUGACUGAAAGCAGUGAAGGGAGUUUGCUCCCUUAUGUAAAGUUUCUUGGUGUGUUCUGCUACUGUAAGACAAUGGACAACUGUGCUUAGUGUUUUAUCCUCUUCCUUUUCUGGGAAAUCAACACAUCUGGAGGGAUGUUUUCAAGUUUCAGCAUGAACAUGGCCUCCUGGCUGUCUGUUUCUCUUAGUACAGUUCAAGGUUAUCAAGUGUACUCCCACAGAUAGCAUUCAACAAAAGCUGCCUCAACUUUUCUGAGAAAAAGACGUAUUUCAUAAAUAUCAGUUUUAUUCUCAUGUACCAAAAUUGUGGAGAGAAUGAUUGCAUUCCAUAAACUGCCCGCAGACCUUAGCAAGCUCUUCAAAGUAACUCCAUAGCACACAGGAGCGCCUGCAUCUGAGAGCAUGCUUACAUUUUCCUGUUCUGCAUAUUACAAAAAAUAACUUGCAACUUCAGAUAACUUCUUUGACAAGUUACUUUUCUGAUUGCAGUUUAUAUGAAACUGUGCUGACGUUUUUUUAUAAACUGCAUCGAGAUCCAGCAAACUAAAUUGUUCCCAAAAAAUUAAAUAAAGAUUCUUAAAAGAA
Molecule: messenger RNA, 2684 nt
Organism: Delphinapterus leucas (beluga whale)
Lineage: Eukaryota; Metazoa; Chordata; Mammalia; Artiodactyla; Monodontidae
Source: RefSeq, a predicted model, not a curated record